Molecule: messenger RNA, 561 nt
Organism: Fulvia fulva
Lineage: Eukaryota; Fungi; Ascomycota; Dothideomycetes; Mycosphaerellales; Mycosphaerellaceae
Exons: 3
Coding region: 1-561 (186 amino acids)
Source: RefSeq, a predicted model, not a curated record
AUGGCCGACUCUCACAAGCCUCGUACCCCAAAGCAGAACAUCCAGCUCUCGACGCCUGAGGCUCCCCAGCACCACAACACCUCCCUCCCAAAGCUCUACCAGCUCGCAUAUGCAGACCUCAUCCAAACCUCCGCGAGCAUCGGAAAAGAGAUAGAAGACCACACCGAUCUAAAGGGAAGCCCUCAGCACCAGCACAUGUUCCACGACGAGAGAAGCCUAGUCAGCUCCUCCGAGCCAGACUUGCCUCCAUUCAACUGCACCUACCUCGGACCGCCAAUCGGCUACUCAGCCAAAAUCAUCCACCACCACUCGCCACUUGGCGUGAUCACCACCAGCGUGUAUGGCAGUCUGAUGGCACCACGCCCUCGCCAGUUCACACAGUGUGAGGAUCGUCUGUGCCUGAUCUGCCACCCAGUGUCGUUCAACGGCCAUCCACUGUCUGGGAGUACCACCCCGACACCACCACAGUCGUCUCAGCCACGCGAGUUUGCCAGUCCGCGCAGCUCGCCGACUCUCAAUAUGCAGAAGAUCCUGCGCGAGCUCGAAAUGAGUCUCGAUUGA